AUGGGCUCAAGUUCGAAAAUGACUUUGUUCCCAUGGGAUCCCAAUUCGGACAUUCAUCUGAAAUGCCUUGUGUCACAACGAGCCGAAUGCGGUUGGGACAAGGGAAAAGUUGAAACAAAAUGGAAGAAGCAACAGCUCAAAGGUGAAAAAUGUAUCUAUUGGAUUAACGAUGAAAUCCUUCAAGAUACAGCCACAACAAUCAAUGCUGUCUCACGUCAGCCGACAAAAGAAAACUUCAUCCCUAUUGGCCACAUUUCACUGGAUUCCAAGAACCCCGAUGUAGAGCAAAUUGAGCUUAACCUGCCAGUUGAGAAUGUCUUCUGGAUAAAAACAUUCUUCAUCAGGCGGUCCAUCCAGGGCAAGGGAAUUGGACGAGCUGCAAUGGAUGAGGUCGAGUCCAUGGCAGUCCGAGAACCACUACUAGCCAAGAUAUUGAUGCUAGACACGGUUCAGAAAGAUGAUCAGAAGAGAGAAGAUUUUGCGAAGGUAACAUAUGGUGGUAUUCCAAAGACAACGAACGAGGAAUGGUAUGCUCGUCGAGGUUAUCAAUUGAUCAAGACUGUGAAGGACUAUUACCGGGAACCAGAUAGAAAUGGGAAGGUUUGGGAUAUGAGGACGGUUUUUAUGAGAAAAGAUAUUGCAGAGUGUCAGUAA
Molecule: messenger RNA, 654 nt
Organism: Penicillium verrucosum
Lineage: Eukaryota; Fungi; Ascomycota; Eurotiomycetes; Eurotiales; Aspergillaceae
Product: GNAT family N-acetyltransferase
Exons: 3
Coding region: 1-654 (217 amino acids)
Molecular function (GO): acyltransferase activity, transferring groups other than amino-acyl groups
Source: RefSeq, a predicted model, not a curated record